AUGGCAACAGCUGUUGUUUGUUUGGAUUGAUUUGACGGUCAGUCGACCAAACAAGCUGAGGUGUUAGGGGCAACACGUUUGAUUUAGAAGUCACUUGCGAAAAUGACGCGAAAGAGGGCUAGUGAGGACAAGAUUCCUCUGACAGAGUCAAAGUCAACAAUUCUGCAAGAAACAAAGGCUCGUUUUGACACUCUGCUCAAAGCAGCACAAAGCCAGGAUGAUGAUGUUGAGAAAAUGGAUGGGAAAAUGGUGAAGAAGUCUGAUCUUAAGGCAUUCAAGAAACGGUCAAAGAAGAAACUUAGUAGUUCAACCCAAAUGUUAGUGUCUGAAGAAGACUGUUUAUCUUCAAGUGAGAUGGACGUCCAAGAAUAUUCUCCAAAAAUGCUGGCAAGUCCAACCCUAGAGCAAGUGCGAGAUUUCACCUCUGUUUCUAGUUCUGAUGAAUUGACGCUUUCCCCUAAGAGAUCAGCAAGUAAAAUCAAUGAUGAAGAAGUGGAGAUUCCAUCAAUAGAUCCUGUUACAGAACUUGAUAUUCUUGAGACACCCCCAAAGAGGCCCGCCCCUAUGCCACGGAAACGGCACUCUACCCGGGAUGAGUCAAGAGAAACAACGUCUAGUCGUGUAUCUAGUUCAGACUCUGUUAUGACUGCCAUUGAAGCUUCAUCACCUAACAGAAGCAUAAAACUAAGCUCUCCAGAGAAUGAAAGUCCAAAAAAUGGAGAGGUAGAAAUGUAUGAGUUGAAACCAUUAAAAGGCUUCUCCCCGUCCUAUGAAGAAAUUGAUGAAACAAGCCUUGACAGACAUGAAGGAGCAAAAGCAUUGAUAGAACAAACCUCUAGCCGUAUGGCAAAUGCAGCAUCAUAUGAAGAAAUUCUAGAAGAGCAGAGCUAUUUUGCUAGCCCAGAAAGACACAAUUCUGAUGGGAAUGGAGGAGUAUCAAAUGAGUCUGCUGUUAGGAACGAAAAAAGAAACCGUCAGACUAAGAAGACAAAACUUCAAAUGUCACAACACAAGCGCAGAGGGAACAAAGAAAUUGACAACACAGAUACUAGUUCAGAUAAUAGAGUUCAAAAGCCUGUUAAACAGAGGCGAAAGAGAACUGCCACAACUGAAAGUGGCAUUCAAAGCCAAUCUAACAUUAAAUAUAAUUAUGAAAAAAUUAUAGGAAUCAGUUUACACCAUUGUGACAGUUUGAAGAUUGACAGUCUCAUUCGUCAUCCAAUGGUUCGUGUACAUGUGCUUGACACACUCACUGGAGAAUACUUGAAAAAAAGUGAAGCUACCAGAAAUGUAUCAUUUUACCAAGAAAACUCUGAAAUUGAUUAUAUUCAGCCAUUAACUAGUCAGCCAUGCCAGUUUAAAGACCCUAGAUCCUUGACACCAAUUUGGGACGAAACUCUAGUUUUGAAUGAAGACAUACAACACAUUCUUCAACCACAAUCUUCAAUUCUUAUUCUGUUUGAAGUUUUAGACUGUGUUACAUUUGAUGAAGCAAUAGCUCGGCAUCAAAAAUUAGGUUUAGAGAGUGGAUGGCACAGAAUAGCAUGGGCAUUUUUAAAGCCAUGUGGUGCCAAUAAUAUUUUAAACAUUGACAAGAAGCUACGUCUCCAGCUGUACAGGCCUCGUUCUGAUAAGACUUACAGAGGCAAUGGUGACUGUGAUAAAUGUGAUGUAUACAAAUGGUGGAGGAAAGGAGGAUGGAUCCACUACCCAUCAACACUCCAUGUUACUGUUUAUGGCCUUCCCAUGCCAUCUGAUAUACCCUCAUCUCUACGGUCCUAUUGUGCACUUCAGCCUGAGCAUGGGCAGAGCUUUCAUUCAUCUGAUGCUGUUGUUGAUAAUGCAUCUGGUAGCAUCAAGAGUAGGUGUGCUACACCAAUUAGUUUGACGGAUGAUGUGGUUUGGUCUCGGCUUCCAUCACAGUCCUGUAAAAUUCCAAACAAAACUGAGUUCGAUCUUCCUGCAGGCCUCAAUGGAAAUUUUUCCAUAAAAUUUAGCAACCAUGGCCAUCAUCUAGCUGUCAGUGCAGCUAAUCAAACUCUACACAACAUAUAUGUUUACAAGAUUCCAGAGGGUUCUGAAAUAGUUCGUUUUCAAGGCCACCCAGGCAUAGUUUACAAUUUAGACUGGUCUCAAGGUGAUGAUUUGCUGCUCUCUGCAUCAGCAGAUUGCACUGCUUGCAUUUGGUCUAUGAAGAGCCAGAAAUACGUGCCAUUACAGAUGCUGCCUCAUCCCUCUUUUGUCUACUCCGCAAUAUUUUUACCAACAAAUUCUUUGAGUCUUGGAACAGGUUGCUGUGACCAUGUAAUACGGAUCUGGACACGAAGUGACCAAACAGGCAAUUUUGAGCUGCAGCAAGAACUGAAUGGCCAUGAAGGCUAUGUUAGCACACUCUGUACAAAUUCAAGUGGAAUGUUGUUUUCUGGAGACAGUGUGGGUCAGAUAAGGCUUUGGCAAUGUGAAGAGAAUCAAGUUUGGACAGGGCUCAGGGUUUUGAAUGUUCGGGAGCUGCAGGGUGUAGUUCUGAGCCAUUUAGUUCUGCAUCCAGGAGGCAAGCGCAUUCUGGCUCUAACUAGAGACAGUUUGUUAAGGAUGAUAGAUAUUGGGACAGGUGUUGCCAUCCAAUGGUUCAAGGGAGCAUUAAAUCACAGGAUUCAUAGUAAAGCGUGCAUUUCACCGUGUGGGAGCUUAGUUUUCUCACCUAGUGAGGAUGGCACUUUCCAUGUCUGGAAUGCUGACACUGGCAUCCUGGUUGCAUCCUACUCUGGACUCUUCCACACCAAUUACCACGCAAGUUAUCAGGACAGGUCUAAUCACAGGACCAAAAUGUCCAGCCCCAUCCUGAGCGGUGCGGUAGACUAUCACCCUUUUGACCAUUUAAUUGCAUUUGCCUUGUAUGGUGCUCACACACCAGUGAUUGUGUGCAAAUAUGACAGAGAUCAAUCAGGAAAAGAAAUUGGCCUCCAAAUUAAACAUGACAACCAGCGUGAAUACCUUGAAAAUGAAAGUUCUGUAAAACAUAGUAAAAUGGAACAAAUAACUAAGUCUGCUCUGAUUGUAUCAAAUAUUAAGUCAAAAAUUCAUCUCAAGCACAACAGGCACAACAUACAAGAGCCCAAUGAUUUUCAAAGCUCCCCGGAGGUCAUUGCAGGCCAUGAGAGUGAAGACAACGAUAGAGCAAAGAAGGGGGAAAAACAGCACCUUUCAUACAUCAUCAAACAGCUAGAUUAUGUUCUUCAGCUCGGCAGAGCAUCUAAACAGGAGCAGCUUGGCAUAGUCACACCUCGGCAUGCAAAUAGUCCAAGAAGCAACAGUGUUACUCCGGAUUCAUAUUUGCAAGUUCCCUCCAGUCCUGCAAAUUUACUGGAAAGUUUUGAAAGUGACCCAACAGCAAAACCUGUCAAAGAAAUUGACACUGCAGUGUCCUACUCUCUGCCCCAUUCUUACCCUCUAGUGCAACAGCUGGCGGAGUCUAAAGUGACAUCCUCUCAGUCCCUAAGAGAAGAUAGGUCACCUGCACAGAUGCCCAUUUCUUCACCCGUGGAACUACACUAUGUUCAAGAGAAGCCACCACGUCCCAUGCCUCGUCACAGGAGAACGAAGCAAGCAAGAGUGGACAGACGACAGUCCAUUCCUGACCAAUCAACAACAGACACAUCGAUACUAAGCUCAGAAAACGAAGAGGCUUUGAAGUCUGUGCAAGUGAUGCCUCAACCUUAUCAGUUAGUUCAAGAGAAUGAACAAAGCCGAAGAAAUUCAAAAGCUCCAUUGCCAAUGUAUAAAAGGGUCAAGGUGGGAAAUCGACCUCAUCAAGUGUCAUCAUUCGAAUCUGACAGUGACGAUCGACCAACAAAGAUAUGAAAACCUGUUAGAAGUUGAAACUUACCUUGGUUUAGGAAGAAAAACUGUCCUUAGCGGAACAAUCUGCUCUGGUGGAUUGAUGUGUUUUGUACGCACUAUAAAUAAAGUUGCUUCUUGAACUCA
Messenger RNA from Thrips palmi, 3984 nucleotides. RefSeq names its product jouberin-like. The record is from RefSeq and is a predicted model, not a curated record. Gene Ontology annotation, cellular component: ciliary basal body. Gene Ontology annotation, biological process: motile cilium assembly. The transcript has 15 exons. Gene Ontology annotation, molecular function: protein binding. Bases 103 to 3861 code for a protein of 1252 amino acids. Lineage: Eukaryota; Metazoa; Arthropoda; Insecta; Thysanoptera; Thripidae.